Molecule: messenger RNA, 975 nt
Organism: Mesocricetus auratus (golden hamster)
Lineage: Eukaryota; Metazoa; Chordata; Mammalia; Rodentia; Cricetidae
Product: trypsin V-A-like
Exons: 7
Coding region: 1-882 (293 amino acids)
Biological process (GO): proteolysis
Molecular function (GO): serine-type endopeptidase activity
Source: RefSeq, a predicted model, not a curated record
AUGCUUGAAGACAAUGUCACAGGACACAGUUUCCUAAAACAGAAUACUGACAGCACAGGUAACUGGAUCAUUUCUUCCAGAGAAAUUGAAGCUCCAUGUAAAUCGGAUUUCUACAUUCCAUAUACUUGGAGAACCAGUUCCUGCCAGAGAGCUCCUCACUUUUCUCUCACAGCUUCCUUCCUCACUGAGGAGAAUGAUGAUAGGAUCGUUGGGGGCUACACUUGUCAGAAGCAUUCUGUCCCCUACCAAGUGUCACUGAAUGCUGGAUCUCACGUAUGUGGGGGAUCUCUCAUCACUGACCACUGGGUGUUGUCUGCAGCUCACUGCUAUCAUCCACGACUGCAAGUGCGUCUCGGAGAACACAACAUUUAUGAAAUUGAAGGCAGUGAGCAGUUCAUUGAUGCAGCUAAGAUUAUCCCCCAUCCUGAUUAUGAUAAGUGGAAUACUGAUAAUGACGUCAUGCUAAUUAAGCUGAAGUCACCAGCUACCCUCAACUCUCAAGUAUCUACAAUCCCUCUGCCAAAGUCAUGUCCAUCAGCUGGUUCUGAAUGUCUUGUGUCUGGCUGGGGCUUUCUGAAAUCUGGAGGUAAGUCCUCUCAGAUUCCCUCCCUUCUUCAGUGUCUGGAUGCCCCCGUCCUGUCAGAGUCUGCUUGUCACAAGGCCUACUCACAUCUAGUCACUAACAACAUGUUCUGUCUUGGCUUCCUGGAAGGUGGAAAGGACUCUUGCCAGUAUGACUCUGGCGGUCCUGUGGUCUGUGACGGACAACUCCAGGGUAUCGUUUCCUGGGGUGAUGGCUGUGCUUCAAAAGGGAAACCUGGUGUCUACGCCAAGGUCUGCAACUACUUGAACUGGAUCCAUCAGACCAUUGCUGAAAACUAAGUGCCUUUAUCUCUUUAGGAGUCACCCUCUGGUGACCUUCCUUCUAUCUCUACAAUCGAUAUGGAAAUAAAAACAUUUUUCUCUGCUCUAAAA